Messenger RNA from Erpetoichthys calabaricus (reedfish), 4299 nucleotides. It is a transcript of the gene ttc29, whose product is annotated as tetratricopeptide repeat domain 29. The transcript has 10 exons. The record is from RefSeq and is a predicted model, not a curated record. NCBI's taxonomy places the organism in Eukaryota, Metazoa, Chordata, Cladistia, Polypteriformes, Polypteridae. Bases 201 to 1508 code for a protein of 435 amino acids. Gene Ontology annotation, molecular function: protein binding.
CGCCCUCCUGCUGUUCCAGUUUGGUGGAAAGCAAAGCUGAGCUCUCGAGAGGAUAUAAAAUACCGGCGUCAAGCUUCUGUGACAAACUGGGGAAAAACUAUCAAGAAAGUAUAUAUUGUACCUUGACCGUCACGAAAAAGUAUAGAUUCCGGCGAAUUGUGUGAUGAAGUGAAGACUGGAAGUCGCGUGAGCUCGUAAUAAUGAGUACUUUACCAGCAAUACCAAGACAGAAUGUGGGGCUUUUCCCUUCUAUAAAUGCACCAUCCUCUUUCACGUCACAACCAAAAAAGAAAUAUAGGGUUUUCAUUAAGGGCAAAGAUUCUAUCAGAAUACCAUCUUGGCAAGAAAAGCUUUCAAAAUUUUCCAAAUCAGAGAUCGCAGCUUACAGGAAUUCUCACAAACACAACAUCUGCAUAGACAUGCUGAGCGACGGUUAUCACAAGUCCUUCUCUGAGCUCUUUACUCUGAUCCAGAAGUGGAACGCCUCAAGGGAGGCUGCAGGGCCUGGGUCAGCCAUAUGGCAUCAGAAAUCCCUCGAGGAGCAGCCUGAUAAGCUGGAUCAGCUUCAGCACUUCCUGACCAGGGCUGAGGAGGCCCAGAGAGCAGGCCAGUUGGAAGAAAGGUAUAAGAAUCAGCUGUCACUGGCACUUUACUUCAAAUCAGCAGAGGAUAAGUGGCUUUCUGAUCAUUUUUUUGAAUCUUGUCUCAGCACUGCUAAGCUAAUCAUGGUAGAUGGUGGGAAAAGAGAAGCUGAGGCACAUUCAAACAUGGGCCGGGUCCGUUCUGAGCAUGGUCAGCUGGAGAAAGCUGCCGAACAUUAUGAAGCAUUUCAUCAUCUAACACUUGGAAGAGCUUGGAAGGAUGAAACAGGGAGAAGUUACAAGUCACAAGCCUGUGAGAGUCUAUGGAGAAUUUACACAUUACUGGCAGACAAAAUGCUUGAAAAUAAGGAACACGAGCAAGCUAUCAAAACUCUAAUAAAAGCCUUUGAAAUGGCUCGAGAAACAGGUGACAAGAAAAUUGAAGGGGAGGCUGCCUACCGUGUAGGUGCAGCCUACAACAGCUCGGGAGAUCCAGAAACGGCAAUCACGUACCUUGAAAUGAGUAUGCAGAUCUUCACAGAACUGGGAGACAAGGAUGGAAUUGGAAAAACCUGUCAAGCUCUGGCUAAAGCUUAUGAGAGUCAAGGAAAUAUUGAAGAGACUAUGAAGUACCUUGAACAAUUCGUAGCCGUAGCAGAGAGCAGCGAGCACAGUGAAAGUCUGCUAGAAGCCUGCAUGUCCCUCGGUGAAAUAUCCAACGUGAGGGGGCAGUACGAAAGAGGCUUUGAGUAUUUUGAGAAGGCUUAUGAUAUUUCAAAGAAGUUAAAGGAUUUGAAGCAGCUGCAGAAGGCACAGGUCUACAUUGGCAUCUCGAAAGCUCACAUCAUGAUGACGACAUUCAGCAGUCACAUCAAAGCUGGCGGACGUGUCAACACUGAGAGCCUCCUGGCAUGGAAAGAUAACUGAGGUGACCCGAAAAAGUCCAGUGAGCGAAGCGUAGAGUGCAAGUCACUGGUCAAGAAACAUAUUAUUCUUAAUGGUAGAGCCUUGUCAUCCUUUUUUUGGAUUUUCUCACUUAUUAUCAAGGUGCCUAAUCAGACUCUUUGUAUAUAAUAUCCUUGUGUUAAAAAAAAAAGAAUCAUAUUAAAGUAUAGGGCAUAUCAGAAAUCUGGACAGAAUUUAAACCUUCCAUCCAUUUUCCAACCUGUGUAAUCCAAUUCAAGGCUGCAGGGAAAUCAAUCCAUCAAAUCUAAUUGUGCAUAUAAUUAGUUUGUGAGGGACAAAAUAAGGGGAAUGCCGGAAAAUAACUUAAUAUCAAGGACCUUAUAAGGAGUAGGGCCACCUUACAUCAACUCCACUCCUUCAUACCAGACCUGAACUAUAUACAGUAUAAUGGAAAACUGCACUGUUGUUCGAGAAGAAAAAAACUCCAGUUCAUCUUCUUGUACUGCGACCCUAAAAGACAUUUCAGUUCAUCCUAGCGUUCACGUGUGUAUGAAGACAAUAUCAUUCUGGAAUAGGAGACCAUCAAAAAGGGGAUAAUGUUUGAGCCAAAGGUUGAUUUGCUUGCUCUCAAAAUGGCAAAAAGGGUGUUGAGGCCUCUAAAAGACCCAUAAACAAAGCAUAGAAUAGGCCUCACCCUAGACAGUAUGAUCCCGGAAUUAGGCUGUCCAGGCCCAAGAAAAAUGUCCAAAAGGCUUUUAAAGGUCAAAAAUAUGUUAAGUACAGUAUAUCAAAAUGAACCACAACGUGUUAGGAAUUUAUAUUUUACAAAAUGUGUGUGUCUUCGUUUUGUAUAAACCGGGUGUUCUUACACUUGUUUUGGACUUUCUGCUAGCGCAGGAGAUUACAAUCAUUUUUUUUAAUUAAGCUUAUGUUAAUUACAGUAAUAUUUUGGGGUCAUUAUUCACCAUUAUUUUUGUUUUAUACAGGCAUCACCUCUUAUAGAUUUUGGAUUUUAUUUCAUUCCAGUGGCUAUCUUGUGUGUUUUUGGGAAUGCUGCAAUUUUACUCCCAUUGCCUGGCUAGCUUUUCCCAUCGUUCAGGGACCCGUCUCCCACAAUCGUUACCUGCGGAUGAUUGCAGCGACAGGUUUAAAAAGUUGUACAUUUCACCAUAUCCUUAUUGUAGCUGUGGACAGUGCCAGUGCUAGGUUAUUCUGCGUCCUAGUCCAAGCUUAUUAGUCCGGUACCUAACUCCUGUGGCUGGGUUUUUCCCCUCCUUAUGAUCUGCGCCCUACCUGAAUGCCUACUUCACCUUAAUGGUGGCACCAGCACCCUGGCUGUGGAUAAAAUACCUUUGUUAUACCUUCCUUGCAGUUUUGAAUUGACCUUUUUCAAUUCAUGACUUGCACUUCAAUCUUUUGACCUCGAUUUCUCUUUUCAGAGCUUUCGAUACGUUGUUACGGUUCUGUUUCACAUUUCUCUCUCGGUUUCCCCUUUACAUCUUUUGUCAUUCAUUGACAUUACACCACCAUUUUGCAUCUCCUGUCGUUAGGACAAGCAACUCUUGUGGUUAGGGGUGUGUCCUCAGAGGUUGUGACCCCCAGGUAACAAUAUAACGGGUUAAACGUUUGUUUUUCAGAGCACUUUUUUCAUUCAGAUUUGUGGAUACGAAAUCCUUCUUCCAAUAUCAGAACUCUUGUUACUUUGGCGUGUGCUUAGUGUCUGAGCACGAUUUUUGUCUCUCAUUUUGGAUUUCAUGACCGUUUUGAUUGAUCUCCUGGUUUCAACUUCUGUUUCUGCUUUUGACUGAAGUCUUUUUUCAUGCUUACCAUCAUGAAAUAACUCAUUUCUAGCGUGCUUAGCAAAACGCAAGGGAGAGGAACAAUAAAAAACCUCUGGCUUGAGAGACUUCAUCGUUUCUCUGUGCUAGGAUUGCCCUUGUACUCAUUUCUUCUGUUGAUAACCCUUUGUGAUGAAAUUCUUCAGUAAGAUUUGGACAUAAUACAUCUUCUUUAAUUUGGAACUUAAAGUGAGGAAAAUGUUAAAAUUUAUAACAGCUGAGAGAGCAAGAUCUGUGUCUGUCAAAAACAUUCACACGAAUGAGAGGUGAGAGGGCCGUGUGUGUGGUUGAAUAUGGUCGAGAGGAGGGCGGGACUUGAAAAUGUCUCAUGGCCAAAGUCUCAUCUUGCGAGACCUAUAAAAAUCUUCCAAAAAGUCUCGUCUCGUCACUGGAUUUUUUUAUAUAAUAGAGAGAUAUUCUUUCCUAUAAAUUUUGAUUUCUGAUAUGCCCAAAAGUGUUAAGCAUAAAAGAAUGCUCAUAAGACAUUGUAAUAUUGGAAUGAUUUUCUUUACAGUCUUUAUUUUACAAAUAAAAAAAUUAUAUCAAGUGAAUUUACAGAUGUUUUUGCUAUUAAAUAAUUUUAUACUUGAAUGACAUGAUCCGUUCUUAUUAAUGUAAUACUGUAGUUAAAAAAUAAGUUUUUAGUUUUUUCCCCCCAGUACAGCAUGAAACACUUUGUGCUACGAAUCAAAAGUUUGGACACAUCCAGAAAUGUUCAUGGUAGAAAUCUCAAGAUGAGGAUUAAUGCUUGGUAACACUUUUGUCUUGAAAAAUGGAUGUUUUCGGUAAGUUGUAAUGUUUCUGUUUUCACGUUGGGACCCCAGUACCUUUCACCUCGAUUGUCAAAGUCAAGAGCAGGCUGGGUCAUUUUUAAAAUGUAUAACAAAAUACUUCACUUUAGAAAACCGUUUCAUGUGGGAAAUUAAUACAGUAUACUAACGUACGUACCAAUACCAUGAAUGUGAAGAAAUAAA